AUGAAGGUUUUCAUCGUAGUUGCAAUUUUUGUUAUGGCGGCAGUAGCGGAGCCACCUAUUUCCAAAAGCUACCUCCCCCCACCUUCCAGCAAAUCUGGCUAUUCGCAAGGACCAGCUUCUUUCCAGGCUGGUGGACCUCAAGUUAUUGCUGCAAGGAAUCUUGAGAAUGCACAUGGGCAUGGCUUUGCGAGAAACAAUCCUGAACGCCCGGGAGCAAGAUUCGCAGUAGGCCAUGAACAUGGUUAUGACAACGGGAUAGCAAGGGACGCUUUUGAAGCUUCCAGCGAGCCAGCUAACUACAAUUUCGGGUAUAUGGUCAACGAUUUUAACGAAGGCACCGAUUUUGGACACCACGAAGAGAGGCAAGAAGAAACUGCACGUGGGGAGUACCAUGUGGUGUUGCCUGAUGGUAGGAAACAGACCGUAAGCUAUAAGGCUGACGAACGCGGUUUCAAGCCUCAAAUAUCUUACGAAGAAACUGAAGACCUCACACGUGGUUAUGACGCUAAUGCAAACAGCCGCGGUAACCAUGACAACGGCUAUCAUGGCGGAAGCGGCCAUCAUGAAAAUAGUUUCGGUAACCAUGGCAACGGCUUUAAUGGCGGUCUAAGUAACCAUGGCAACGCGCGCAGCGGUUACUGACUCAUUCCGG
Messenger RNA from Colias croceus (clouded yellow), 652 nucleotides. RefSeq names its product pro-resilin-like. The coding region runs from base 1 to 642 and encodes 213 amino acids. Lineage: Eukaryota; Metazoa; Arthropoda; Insecta; Lepidoptera; Pieridae. Gene Ontology annotation, cellular component: extracellular matrix. The transcript is spliced from 6 exons. The record is from RefSeq and is a predicted model, not a curated record.